UUGAUAGGUACUAGGUUUCUGAGGUUUUUGUGGACGAAUGCUUAGUGAAGAGCGUAGCGGGCAGUGGAGCUGAGCGUGGCGGCUCGCGGGAAUCUCUGCGGGAAUGUUGUGAAAUCUCCGGGAUUUGCGAGGUGCAAGGUAGGUUUGGCGCGCAAUGGAGACGAAAUCCUCUGGUGGAAUAGUGGCGAAAAGUGAGGCACACACGGAGGCCGAGUAUAGUGGCGAAGGGAAGGCAUUAAUCGGUAAGACAAUUACAAAGAAAGACACUCCUGGAACUGUGGAGGACUAUGAUUCCGAGACCAAACUUUACAAGGUGAGAUUCGAGGGCGACCAAACUGAGGAGAUUAAAUGGGAAGAACUACAGAAGUAUAUCCCACAAGAAAUCAUUUUCAAGAGAUUUUCUCAAAAGAAAAAAGAGCCUAGUGUUGACCAGCAAGAUAAACCAGGAGAACAGUCUACAAACUCUGAAGCAGCUACAGAUAGUGAGGAUGAUGUCAAGGCGAAGAAUAGUGAUUAUGAACGGGAAGCAAGGAUCCAGCAAGUAUCUAACGAGAACGCCAUCGUGAUCACGCAAGUCCAAGAAGUGCAAAGGAUGGAGAAGAUGGACAUGCUUGCGGACGUGGUGGUUCAGAGCAAACUCGAGGGGGUGGCGACGAAGAAAAGGCCACGUAAAUCCGCUGCUCCCGUGAAGCUGCAACAAGAGGUUGACGCAAUCAGUAGUGGCGAGGAAGCGGAUGAAGAGGACGAAGAGGAUGACGAGGAAAGCCAUGACGAAGAUAGCGAGAGCCUAGACAGUUUAAGCGAGGACGGAUCAGAAGACGAGCCAGAGAUCGACAGUGAAGACGAGGACGACGACGAAGAGGAUGAAGAGCGGGAUAGGAAAGACGGAGUCGACGACGACAGUGAUUGCAGCUUGAACGAGAGCGAUCUGGAGAGGCUGAGAAAGAAGCCCAAGAAGAAACGAAAGCACGUCUUGACGCUGCAGAGGUGGAGGGGCUACAAGAAGAAGCGCAGGCUCGCGAAACAGGAGGGAUCCGAUGGCACCCUGGCGAUCAAGCGGCAGAAGAGACCCAAGAAGCCGACUCCAGUGGACGAGGUUACGAGGCGGCGUCAGGUCGUCGCAGCGGAGCUCAAGAGGAAACUCAAGGAGAGCUCUGCGAAUCUCAAGCGGAAGAAGAAGAAGAAGAAGACCGUGGCUGUGGAGUCUAUUGUGGAGCCAAGCCUGGUGGAGCUGAGUCCGGCAAAGCUAGCUCUUCCGGAACCACCCGAGGUGCUGGAGUCGCCGGAGCCGGCUCCAAAAUCUCUCGAGGUUGCUACUCCCUCCACAGCGAUUACUUCUACGAACUUAAACGCGAGCGAGAGCAAGCCAUCGCCGUUCGACCGGGGAAUCAAGCUCCGGGGACGCAAGCUGAGGAAGAGAUUCAAUGGAAGAGUCUUUCGCGGCGAAGUUGCGGACUACGACAGAAGGAACCGACGCUACAAGGUCCGAUACGAAGAUGGCGACGAGGAGCAGCUAAUGUGGAAGGACGUGGGGCCGCUGCUGGUGCCAUUCGAGGAGCUGCAUACGUGGGACGAUCCAAACUAUCAGCCGCAGCAAACGCGAGUUAUAAGCUCGGAGCUCCUUGCAGUGGAGAAGAAGGCCAGGGAGGAGAAGCUAAAGCUUCCAAAACUCAAGCCUCAAGUCGUCAAGAAAGAGCGGAAGGAACGUUGAAACAGGUGAUCCAAAGGUCGUCCAAAGGUCGUCAACGCACAUCAGCUGCAAAAUUUUAACUUGAAUUCAUUACGUUGUAGCACGUGGUGUAGAGA
Messenger RNA from Selaginella moellendorffii, 1806 nucleotides. RefSeq names its product nucleolin-like. The record is from RefSeq and is a predicted model, not a curated record. Bases 155 to 1711 code for a protein of 518 amino acids. NCBI's taxonomy places the organism in Eukaryota, Viridiplantae, Streptophyta, Lycopodiopsida, Selaginellales, Selaginellaceae. The transcript is spliced from 7 exons.